CUUAUCCACCUCAUCCCAUCCCACCUCCGGCCACACGUCUCCAGCAACGCGACGUCCUCGACCCCCCACCGCCGUGCGAUCCGGCGACCACUCGACCCUGCCCGUCCGUUCCCCACCCAAACCCCUCUUCCUCUCCCCUCCCGAGCUAAGCCAAGCCGCAGUCCCCGAGAACGCUCCCCACUCCCGCCGCACGCUCCACGGCGCGAUGGCCGCCCUCCGCCUCGCCUCGUUCACCCUCCGCCCCGGCGCCGCCGCAUCCCCCUCCUCCGGCGCAACCCCCGCGGUGCCCCGGUCCGCCUCCUUCGUCCGCGCGGCGCGGGGGCUCCCCUCCCUCCGCCUAGCUCCGCCCCGCCGCCGCGGGGACCUCGCUAGGCCCCGGGCCGCGGCCGACGCCGCGGCCGAGAGCUACGCGUCCGCGCUGUCGGAGGUGGCCUCGGAGAACGGCACCCUCGAGGCGACUGUGUCGGACAUGGAGAAGCUGGAGAAGAUCUUCACCGACGAGGCCAUCGCCGAGUUCUUCGACAACCCCACGGUGCCGCGCGAGGAGAAGUCCCAGCUCAUCGAAGAGAUCGCCAAGUCCUCCGAGCUGCAGCCGCACGUCGUCAACUUCCUCAACGUCGUCGUCGACAACUUCCGCGCGGGGCUGGUGCCGCAGAUCGUGGCCGAGUUCGAGAACGCCUACAACGCGCUCACGGGCACCGAGGUCGCCACCAUCACUUCCGUGGUGCAGCUCGAGUCGCAGGACCUCGCGCAGAUUGCGCAGCACGUCCAGAAGAUGACCGGCGCCAAGAACGUCCGCCUCAAGACACAAAUCAACCCGGAACUCAUCGCCGGGUUCACCGUGCAGUACGGCCGCGACGGCUCCAACUUCAUCGACAUGAGCGUCCGGAAGCAGAUCGAGGAGAUCGCGUCCGAGUUCGAGUUGCCCGCCGUCCCCCUCGAAGUCUGAUCGGCUUGAGGCCUCCACCCUCGCCUUGAAGCUUAGCUGCUACUGUCUCGAGGAAUUGCAAGAAUCAAGCGGGAAUGUUGGUCUUCUCCCCUUCAGACCUGCAGAUCAAUGGUGGCGGAUCGAACACAUAUGGACGGACAUUCUUUUCUGCAUUUCUCUUUCGGUUUUUUUGGCGGGAGCCUGUGUAAUUCCUUUUUCUCUUUAUUUGUGGUUGGCACUGCAAUAUGUUUAAAACACUCGAUUAUAGCGAGUUUCCUCCUCCGCUCGCAAUUAUGUACCCGCUGAUAGAGUUGUGGAGAUUUGUAUAGGAUGCGUGCGAAUUGUCGAAUUGAUGUCGACCCGGAAAUAAGAUCAUGUUGCCUUCUGCUCGCA
Messenger RNA from Phragmites australis (common reed), 1321 nucleotides. Its product is annotated as ATP synthase delta chain, chloroplastic. Gene Ontology annotation, molecular function: proton-transporting ATP synthase activity, rotational mechanism. Bases 206 to 949 code for a protein of 247 amino acids. Gene Ontology annotation, cellular component: chloroplast thylakoid membrane. NCBI's taxonomy places the organism in Eukaryota, Viridiplantae, Streptophyta, Magnoliopsida, Poales, Poaceae. Gene Ontology annotation, biological process: photosynthetic electron transport in photosystem II; photosynthetic electron transport in photosystem I; proton motive force-driven ATP synthesis. The record is from RefSeq and is a predicted model, not a curated record. The transcript is spliced from 2 exons.